ACGGAACGAGGCUUUGGUUCGACGCGAGGCAAGUAUACGCUGCUUGGAAUGUACAUCAUGCCCACAGCAGCAACGGCCAUCGAGGGAAGAUACCAUCUGGCAAUCUUUCCAAGCUUAGGAACAGCCUUGGAGGCUGCCGCUAGCUCCUCGGCUGCAACAUCACCAAUAGCGAUAGCGUUGCGGGACCUUGUAGAUGUGGUGAAGAGCCUCUGGCGGAGAAGUGGUGUGAAUCGAGAGAAAGGCAUUGUGGUUCAAAUGGUCCGAUGGAUUGCCGAUUGAAGUUGUGAUCGUUGUGGAUGAUAUCGUUUAUAUGUUGGAUUCAGUUGGACUUUUCUCUUGUCGAUGCUUUAGGCUUAAGCCAAGAGCGGUAUCUGUGUCGAAUGUCUUGAGUGUGGGGUUCGAUGGUUGCUUGAAACAGGUUGUACCUCGAAAACGUCCAAGCAGCGGAAGUGUUUGGAAGUAUAUACUGCAGCAGCCUUGUGCGGGGAAGCCUAUGUCACGAGAAGGCUGUGCGAUGGUCUCUCCACCCAUCAUCUCCGCGUGCCAGAGAGUGUCAGGCCACGAAUCACAGCACCCGACGUCGCGCGAGAAUGUAUCGGAUUGGCCGGAGCACCGUUUUUGGAACGCGGAGAGGCGUCACGGCCUCCGCGCUCAGGCACCACACGCUUUCGCGAAUACCUUUCGAGACGCCUGACGUAGAACUUCAUUGAAUGCAUUGCUUCUCGGCCGCGCAGA
Messenger RNA from Didymella exigua CBS 183.55, 735 nucleotides. RefSeq lists its product as uncharacterized. The record is from RefSeq and is a predicted model, not a curated record. NCBI's taxonomy places the organism in Eukaryota, Fungi, Ascomycota, Dothideomycetes, Pleosporales, Didymellaceae. The coding region runs from base 311 to 694 and encodes 127 amino acids. The transcript has a single exon.